CCCCGGCGGGCGGCGUGUGACCCAGCCGAGCCGCGACCUCGGCUCUUGGCGGGCCCCGAGCGGUGGCGGGUCGGUGAGGCUGAGCGAGGAGGACCCUGAGCGGGGAGGCCUUUCCGCUUGGCCAGGCUGAGGCUAGCGAAAGAGAAGCGCCUAUAAAACAGAUUAAAAUGACAGGGAAAGAAUUUCUGGACCAUCCUAUGGAGAAAAUGAUCAAUAAUUCAAGAAGAAUCUCAGAAGCCACCUGGGAAAAGAUGUUUGAAAAACUGCCUGCACAAGAUCAAAGUUUCUUCCAAAAUGGAGGUCUCAUCCUCGCCUUCAAUUCAAGUCUCCUUGCCUUGAUAUCUAAUAACUCGUUUAGGAAGAUUCUGCACGUCACACAGGCUCGUUAUUCAACAGUUGCAGCGAUGUCCUUAAUGCCAUUCACCAUAACUACAGUUGGUUAUGAGGCCAUAGUAAAACACUCUUUGAUGACAGGCAAUUUAAACUGUGAAAUCUGUGCUAUGGUGAGAGGAAGUUUAGUAGGAGCUGUCAUAGGCUAUUUCUACCCCAUAAUUAUCGCACUGCCUCUGAAUGCAUUGCUGGCUACAAGGUACUAUACUGCUCCCUUGCCAAGCAAAGAGAAUGCAAUGCGAUUCUGGGUAGCGCUUAGCAAGCCCAUUUUCAAAAAGAUGAGGUUUGGUGCUUUCAUCCAAGUGGCACUUGGAGCAUACCUUGGCUCAAGACAUCAUGAAAUAUAUCUCAAAAUGAUCAACAUGCCUGAACCCGGAAGGGAUCCUCAGGAAAUCGGAGAAUAAAACUUAAAAGGAAGAAAACACAAAUGGGGGAAAAGAAUGAGUUCGCCUUGAGGUCCAGAGAAGCUGGGAUGACAGGCAUUUUUAAUAUGUGGCACAUCAAGAAUUAGAAUGCAUGGAAUCAUGCAACAACCUUGUUUUGAAUACGGGUAGUCCCCGACUUAACAACCACAAUUGGGACCAGAAUUUCUAAGGCAGUUCUUAAAUGAGUUGCGCCCGAUUUUACAACCAUUUCUGCCACAAUUAAGUGCACUGCUGCAGUUAAAUGAAUCAUCUGGUUAAGUGAAUCUGAAUUUCCUCAUUGACUUUGCUUGUUAGAAGCCAGCUGGGAAGGCUACGACUGUCAUAAAUGCAUACACGCCUGAAUUUUGACAAUGUGACACAGAGAUAACGCCAAUGGUUGUUAAGUGUGAGCACCGGCUAUAAGUCACUUUUUUCCAAUGCCAUGGUAACUCUGAACAGAUGCUAAAUGAAUGAUUGAAAGUUGAGAA
Crotalus tigris (Tiger rattlesnake) is the source of this 1282-nucleotide messenger RNA. RefSeq names its product transmembrane protein 126A-like. Gene Ontology annotation, cellular component: mitochondrion. NCBI's taxonomy places the organism in Eukaryota, Metazoa, Chordata, Lepidosauria, Squamata, Viperidae. The transcript is spliced from 6 exons. Gene Ontology annotation, biological process: mitochondrial respiratory chain complex I assembly. The record is from RefSeq and is a predicted model, not a curated record. Bases 168 to 794 code for a protein of 208 amino acids.